This is a messenger RNA of Tripterygium wilfordii, 930 nucleotides long. RefSeq names its product 21 kDa protein-like. Lineage: Eukaryota; Viridiplantae; Streptophyta; Magnoliopsida; Celastrales; Celastraceae. The transcript has a single exon. Gene Ontology annotation, biological process: negative regulation of catalytic activity. The record is from RefSeq and is a predicted model, not a curated record. Gene Ontology annotation, molecular function: enzyme inhibitor activity. Bases 59 to 682 code for a protein of 207 amino acids.
AAUCGUCCGAAACAAACAGCAAUCCCAAAAAUCACACAAUCUUAAAAAAAAAACCGCCAUGACUAACCCACGCCGGGAUCUUCCACUCCUCUUCACACUCCUGGUACUGCUCAACCUCCACUCUAGCGCAGCCCUCGAUUCCGCUGACCCUCCCGCAGAAUCAACAGGCUCAGAGUACAUCCGUACUAGCUGCGGCUCAACAUUGUACCCAGAGGUCUGCUACACCUCCCUCUCCCGUUACUCCAGCGCCGUCAAAUCCAACCCGGCCAGGCUCGCACGGCUCGCCAUCGCCGUCAGCCUCUCGCACGCUCGACGAAUGGCGUCCUACAUCUCCAACCUCACUCGCGAAGCCGAUUUCGGAACCAACACCCGCGCUUCCUCCGCCCUCCACGACUGCUUCUCAAACCUCGGCGACGCCGUGGAAGAGAUUCGGGGGUCGUUGAAGCAGAUGAGACAAAUUGGGGCGGCGGGAGCGUCGGGGUUUAUGUUCCAGAUGAGCAACGUGCAGACGUGGAUGAGUGCCGCUUUGACGGACGAGGAGACUUGUACGGACGGGUUCGAGGAUGUUCCAGUAGGAGAUAAGAUGAAGAAGGAGGUGUGCGACAAAGUGAUUGAUGUGAAGAAGUUCACGAGCAAUGCUCUCGCUUUGGUUAACAAUUAUGCUUCCAAGGGCACGCCGUGAAUUGUCUCUGUUCAACAACGUCCGUCGUCGUUUAUUAUCUCUCUUUCUUAAAAAAAAAAAAAUUAAAAAAGCUGAAAGUUUUCUUUUACCUUUUUUAUUUUUUUUAAAAAUUGUUGGCUUAUUUGUUUUAGGUUGGAUUGACCAAAAACCACAUGGGCGAUAGAUUAGGGAUGAAUAUUUGUGUGACCAAACUUAUGGACUUAGAAGAUCUACAAUUCUCACUGAGAGACUAUUAUAUUUGUGGUGCA